AUGAUUGAGUGUGCCCUCACUGUGAUCAAGGAACCACUUGUUGAGGAGACCGUUAAAAUCCGGGUGCCACCCUCAGACUUGGCAGAUAAUUUUGGAAAAUGGAGAGACACGGGGGAGGAAGCAGACGUGACAUUCAAUGUUAGAGGGGAGACUUUCCAUGCGCACAAGCUCGUGCUUGCGAUGCGGUCACCGGUCUUCAAGGCACAGCUCUAUGGACCGAUGGGAGACAGGACGGCGCGGAACAUAACCGUGGAAGAUAUGCAGCCUGAUGUUUUCAAGGAAUUGCUUCACUUCAUCUACUCGGAUUCAUUGCCUUCACCGGAGAACCCCGAUGAGGAGAAUGGCAACAUGGUUAAGCAUUUACUGGUGGCUGCAGAUCGCUAUGCCAUGGAAAGGAUGAAGGUGAUGUGCGAAGCUAGUCUCUGCAAAAGUCUUACUGUCGAGACUGUCGCGGCCACGUUAGCUCUGGCUGAUCAGUAUCAUUGCAGCGGGCUCAAAGAUGCUUGCAUUGAAUUUGCCAUCUCUUGUAAUAGAAUGGGUGGUGUGGUUGCAAGCCAAGGGUAUGGGCACUUGAAAAGAUCAUGCCCUGCUGUCUUAGGAGAUAUCCUGGAGAGAGUAACGAAGUCUCCCAGAGUUUAG
This is a messenger RNA of Triticum turgidum subsp. durum (durum wheat), 639 nucleotides long. The record is from the annotation of a GenBank genome assembly. Lineage: Eukaryota; Viridiplantae; Streptophyta; Magnoliopsida; Poales; Poaceae.